AUGGCUGCGCAGCUCAGCUCCGCGCAGGAGACGAGCGCCUUUGGCUCCUUUGCUUCGGGCGGCGGCAACGAGGCGGCUGCGGGCGAGUGGGCCGACUUUGGGUCCGGCGGCGACGAUUUCGGCGACGCAUACGUGCCCUUUUUGCCGCCUCCACCGUCACGGCCUAAGACCGAUGCGGAGAAGUUCGCGGCGCUGAUGGAGGCGGAGGAGUGGGAGAAGGCUGCGCACUUUGCGGCCACGUCUCCCUCGCAGGAGCUGCGCACGCGCGAGACGGCGGCCAAGGCGACCGACGGCGGUAAACCGCCCGUGCUGCGGACAGACUCACCGUAG
Molecule: messenger RNA, 330 nt
Organism: Emiliania huxleyi CCMP1516
Lineage: Eukaryota; Haptophyta; Isochrysidales; Noelaerhabdaceae
Exons: 4
Coding region: 1-330 (109 amino acids)
Source: RefSeq, a predicted model, not a curated record